Messenger RNA from Galendromus occidentalis (western predatory mite), 5478 nucleotides. RefSeq names its product Down syndrome cell adhesion molecule-like protein Dscam2. NCBI's taxonomy places the organism in Eukaryota, Metazoa, Arthropoda, Arachnida, Mesostigmata, Phytoseiidae. Gene Ontology annotation, molecular function: protein binding. Gene Ontology annotation, biological process: cell-cell adhesion. The transcript has 27 exons. The coding region runs from base 1 to 5478 and encodes 1825 amino acids. The record is from RefSeq and is a predicted model, not a curated record.
AUGAGGAACAGAGCCGAAAUCGCGUGGUAUCGUCCUCCGGGAAGUGGUCGAUACAGCGUCCUGCCCCACGGGGAACUGCAUAUCCGGCAGGCGACGAUAGCCGACGGUUUCAAGAGUUAUCGUUGUCGAACUCGCCAUGCGUUAAGCGGAGAGACUCAAUUGAGUGCCACCGCGGGCCGUCUCAUAAUCACUGACGCCCAGGGAGCUCAUCCUCCUCGACUCUCCGACACCCUCACGUCGGUCCGAGCGGAUGAGGGCUCAGCCGCAGAACUCACAUGCGUCGCUCAGGCGUUUCCUACACCGGUAUAUCGUUGGUUUCGCAAAGACAACUUCCACCCGCUGACUGAGCAGCGAGUUCUCCAGGCUGACGGUUCGCUGUACUUUGUCAAGACCAAGAUCCAGGACAGCGGGGUGUACGUGUGCGUCGUCAACAACACAGCGGGCGAACAGAUUCUCGAGAGUACUCUCACCGUAACAGCGCCUCUACAAGCCCACAUGACCCCGGAGCGAGUGCAGGUGGAGGCCGGUCGGAGCGCUACGCUCACUUGCAACGUUUCGGGAUGGCCUGUUGAUUCCAUCGUUUGGCUGAGGGACCAGAGGCCGCUGCAUCCACUGCAGGGCAUGGAAUCAUCAUCGUCCAAGUACCAACUGAUAUCUCCUCACGUUCUCCAUAUCCCAUCGCUGAGUCGGAACGAGCGAGGCGUCUACCAAUGCUACGCCAAGAAUCAAAGAGAUUCAGCUCAGGCCACCAGCGAAAUCGUCCUCGGAGAGAUCCCACCGAUGAUCACGGACGCUUUCAAGGAACGCAUCAUAGAUCCCGGUUCAAGUAGCCUCAGUCUGCACUGCAUUGCGUCAGGGACUCCGCUUCCUCAGGUUACUUGGACCCUCGAUGGCCUGCCCGUCCACGACAAUGAACGUGUGCGGACAGGAGAUUACGUUCGGCGGGGCGGCGACGUAGUUUCUCAUGUAAACAUCACAGAUGUUCGCGUCUCUGAUGGAGGCUACUAUGCAUGCAUAGCACGCAGCGACGUCGGUGAAAAGGUGCACGAAGCUCGUAUCAACAUCAGAGGUCCUCCCACCGUGCGCAGGAUGGAGGACAGGUACAUCAUAGCCGGAGAAACGGUGCGCAUCCAGUGUCCGUAUUCGGGAUAUCCCAUCUCGGAUAUCUUCUGGGAGAAGGACGGGCGCAGACUUCCCACGAAUCGCCGACAACACGUCUUCCCCAACGGAACGUUGGUGUUGACGACUUCUGUCAAAAACGAAGAUGAAGGACUGUACCGGUGCACGGCUCGCAACAAAGACGGCACUGCAGACUCGGGAACUCUUCGAGUCAAAGUUCAAGUGAAACCGGUUCUACAGCCGUUUGCCUUCCCCAAGGUCAUUCAGGAAGGUAUGAAAGUGGUUGUUACGUGUUCGGUGGCGGACGGAGAUGCCCCAUUCGAAGUUACAUGGCUUAGGAACGGAAGGGCCCUACCAGAAGACUCGGUGCGAGUGCAGAAGUACACUGAUGACUUUGCCACGCUGACCAUCGAGAAAGCUUCGCCAAGGCACAAUGGCGAUUACACGUGCACUGCACGUAACGCCUUCGCUCAGGUCAACUACACAUCCACGUUAACGGUCCACGUUCCACCGCGCUGGUCAAUCGAGCCCAAGGAUACAGAUGUUGUCGUGGGUCGUUCAGCGACGCUCGACUGCCAAGCUGAAGGAUAUCCCCACCCGCAGCUGCGAUGGGAAAAAGGCUCAGGCCAAGGCAACUACGAUCCCGUGACCACAAGUUACCACUAUCAAAUUUAUGAGAACGGCUCGCUCACCAUCCAAGACGUCACUAAAUCGGAUGCCGGUUUCUACCUGUGCCAGGCGACGAACGACGUCGGGCCGGGACUCAGUUCCGUCAUCUCGCUCAAUGUCCAUGUUGCGCCUGAAUUCAAAACGAAGUUCCACACGAACAUGGUCAGGAAAGAUGAAGACGUCAAAUUGACCUGUGAGGUCAAAGGAGACCAACCUAUCCAGAUUCAAUGGCACAAGGACAAAUUACCGUUGUUAGGCUUGGCUUCCAGUGAAACUGGCAUGUCCACCAAAGUACGCGAUGUCCCUAUAGCAGAGGGCACCAAAUCGGAGUUGACGUUGAGUCGUGUCGGCAGGAAGGAUUCCGCGUUAUACUCCUGCGUCGCAACAAAUAAAUAUGGCACCGACGAUACGAACAUACAGCUCAUUGUGCAGGAACCACCCGAUCCGCCGCGAGCUGUUAGGAUAAGCGAGGCUGCGUCGAGACACGUCAGGUUGACGUGGGAACCUCCGUUCAGCGGCAAUAGUCUCAUCACUCAAUACCGUAUCCAAAUACUUGAGACUGCUCGAGGGGCAGGAACUCGUGGGAGCUCCCCGCACAACGUCACAGUGACGUCUUCGGAGACGGCGAUUCAAAUAAAAAAUCUCAGGCCUUCUUCCUCUUACGACCUAGUUGUGAUCGCCGAAAACGGUGUAGGAGAAUCUCAACCGAGCGUCAAAGUUCCCUUCCAAACCGAGGGUGAAGUCCCCGAGGGUCCACCGGAACAGAUCAACGUGGAAGCUACCUCAUCGACGUCCUUACGGGUUUCUUGGAUGCCCCCUCCACCGCAUAUGCAGAACGGGGAAAUCCUCGGUUAUUAUGUCGGUUAUAAUGCCUCGGGCGAGAAGAUUCAAUAUAAAACUGUCGGCUCGUCAAACCAGCCGCGGGUCGAGACUGAACUGAAAGCUCUGCGAAAAUGGACGAGGUAUUCCGUCAGCGUUCAAGCCUACAAUAAGAAGGGUCCCGGUCCCCGCUCGGACCCGAUUACGAAGGCAACCAUGGAGGACGUACCGAGUCGGCCCCCGAGGAAAGUUGUCUGUGAAGCAAAAUCUUCCUCCAAGAUCAAGGUCACCUGGACGCCGCCCACGCAUAAUUCACUACACGGGCAUUUGGAGGGAUUCAAGGUCCGUUACAGGAAGACAGAAUCUUUCGAAGACGAGGACGACGAGCCCGUACUGGAAGCUAUCAUCAAAUCCGCCGACCAGCAAGAGUACGUUCUCGACAGUUUGGGCAAGUUCGCCAACUAUUCAAUACAAGUGCUCGCGCGAACACGUAAAGGCGACGGGAUCGAAAGCGAUCCCGUCUUCUGCAGGACGCUGGAAGACGUUCCCGGUCCUCCCGGAGACAUCAAGGCAUUGCCUUACCGGAAGCAAGCAAUCCUGGUGAGCUGGAAACUCCCAGAGGAGUGCAACGGAGUCAUCACCACCUACACACUCUACCAGCGAACCGUAGGCGAUAAACCGAACAGUCACAACAUGAGCAAACACCAGAUUGCGGCUUCGCAGCAUCAGUUCGAAGCGACCGGUCUCGAACUCAAUCGGAGGUACGAGUUUUGGGUUAGCGCGUCAACCCGGAUCGGUGAAGGAGAGUCCACGCGAGUCAUGUCGCAAUCUACGAGCGAUACAAUUCCCGCUCGGAUCGCGUCGUUCUCCGACAGAGUCUUCCUGGCCAAAGGCAGCUCGAUGACAUUGAAUUGUGUCAGCAUCGGAGUGCCCCCGGGCUCUAACAAGUGGCUCUUCCGAGGAGAGAAGCUUGACAAGAACAAAAACAAAUUCGCAGUACUCGGCAACGGCUCGGUCGUGCUCAGCGACGUCGGCGACGAGCACACGGGAAAUUACACCUGCCGGGUCGAGAACAGGCACGGAACCGAUGAGAUCAAUUACCAGGUUCAGAUCAAAGGCCUGCUUCCGGCACCCUCUGCCGUUUCCGUGGUGUCAGCAUCCAACUCUGAGCUGCGGAUUAGAUGGGAUCUACCACGAAAGUAUAUGAACGCCAUGCACAAGCUGAUACUCCACUAUCGACGGAAGUUCGGCGGCCAAUGGGAAGAGGUUGAGGUUUCUCCUAAACAGGACUGGUACCUCCUUGAGGGUCUGCAAUGUGGUACCAAAUAUCAGGUCUACCUCGUUGGGGUUCGAAGAUCUGGCGCUCUAGGAGAGGCGAGCGAUAUCAUUUCAGGACAAACGGAAGGUGGGGUCCCAUCCGCUCCUCUGCAAGAAGAUUUCGCCACUCCGAACGUCAGCGCCAUAUCUCUUGACCUCGGUGCGUGGAGUGAUGGCAACUGUCCCAUGAGAGCCUAUGUAAUUAACUAUCGACGACAGCAGGCGUCCAGCGAGAGAGGCGAAUGGAUACAAGUUCCCCACAGCCACGCUCAGGAUCGCGUUGUGAUUACGGGUUUGAAUCCAGCCACUUGGUACGAGAUCAAGGUCACAGCUUCCAACGAUGCGGGCUCCCAAGUUCACAUCUAUGCCGUGGCUACUCGGACGAUUCUUGGCGGAACGAUCGCUCCGGCCUUGGCCAACAGUUAUGAUGACAACUACGCGACAAACUCAAUUUUGGAAGAAGUUCAAAUAGUGGUUCCAGUCAUUGUUGCCGUGUUCGCUCUCACUGUCAUUCUGACCAUCAGUGGCUACGUGUGCAUUCGUCGACGACAGUUGAUGUUCCUCCAGCAAGGCCAACAGAGCCCACUGGGCAAUGGUAGCGCUCUGUACGAGAGGACUCGAGCCCCGUCUUCGGGAGAUACUCAAAAGAAAUUCAUCGAGUCGUGCGAUACUCUGCUGAGCGGGAGCAGUCCUCGCCACAUAAACAACUUCACGUCGACUUAUCAGGUGCCAGCCAAACUGGCAACCCCUGUCCCAAUGCAGUCUCAGCAUUGCACACUUGUGAGGAAUUCAGACACGAGAAUACAGUAUUAUGAAGAUGACAUUGUCGCGCCGUACGCGACCUUCCGUGUUGCCGGGAGUCAGGAGUCGGAGGUGUGCGCACGACGUGACAGCGCCAUCGCGCAGACUAUUGGAAACCACCAAAGUAUGCAAAUGAAUCCGAUCAACGUCCACAGUGGUCACCACACGCUGGGACACAACCAUCGGAACGGACCGGCGUCAAUCGGCGCUGGUGGAUCCGAGAAUCGGGAACGCCACGAUUCAGCGCAACUAUUCGACGAACUCCAAAAUCAAUACCAAGAGCUCUCUCCACGAAACAAGAUUUUAGUGUGUCAAACUUAUGACCCAACGAACUGGAUGAAUUCGACCCCCUUCCGGACAACGAGGGCACAGAAUCCACAGAGUUCUGAAGCAAGCGACGACACGUCGAGCGAGUGGUCGUCAUCGGCAGCGAGCUCAGCUUACCGUCCGGGCGCGGGAGGAGCGGCGGGCGGGCCCGGCGCCGCGGGCGUAUCGUCUCUCGAGCGCAAGAAGACACAAGCCAGGAGUCUCCCGUUGACGGCGAGUGCUUACGCCACUGUUGCGCGUCGAAGAGCCUCUCAGGAGCGUUGCAACCACCAUCCGCGGUGUGACGAGGGAUCGCCUACGAGGCAGGCGACGUCCCCACGAGAAGAGCUCACCGUAAUGCUCAACCAGAAUACGUUGACCGGGAGUGCUUUCCGCACGCCGCAGCCUGCCGCGCGUACAAGUAAACAACAAUUAAUGGAAUGGUAG